GGUGGUUCAUGAAUACGUCUUCCAAACUGCACACAUAUCGUCGCAUCAGGGGUGCGAGAAACGCAGGAUUUCCUGUGGUAUCGCUGAACUGGACACAUCCAAGUUUUCGUUCGCAGAAGUACCCUAGCCCAUUUUAACCUCCAUCGAUUUAAUGUCUUAAUCAAAACCUUCUCAUCGGUACGUACCCUAGACUACACCUCGACGUAGUUAGUCUGAAAGAAGUCAUCAAAGAUGUCCGAAGCCACAGUGGCCGACACUCGCCGGUUAAACUCUAAACCGCAGGACCUGACGGAUGCCUACGGCCCUCCCAGCAACUUUCUGGAAAUCGAUGUGUACGACCCGCAGACUAUAGGAGUCGGCCGCAAUCGCUUCACCACUUACGAAGUCCGGAUGAAGACAAAUCUUCCCAUUUUUAAACUGAAGGAGUCGUGUGUUAGACGAAGAUACAGCGACUUCGAGUGGCUGAAGAAUGAGCUGGAAAGAGACAGCAAGAUUGUUGUGCCUCCAUUGCCUGGAAAGGCAUUGAAGAGACAGCUUCCCUUCCGUGGAGAUGAGGGCAUUUUUGAGGAGUCCUUUAUUGAGGAGAGACGAUCUGGGCUUGAACAGUUCAUUAACAGAAUUGCAGGUCAUCCUUUGGCCCAGAACGAACGCUGUCUUCACAUGUUCCUGCAGGAUGAAAGUAUUGACCGGAACUACAUUCCCGGAAAAGUACGGCAGUAGGGCUUUCCAAACUGGGACGAGGGAGGGUCUUCUUUCUUCGGUUGUCAGCUUGUAUUUCCAUUCAUCUGCAAACAAAGUGCAGAGUAACAUUUAUUUUUACACCGAGCUAAAUCUAGAUAUCUGAUGAACCGUGCAGGACUUGGUUUUAUUUAAAAGAUCAUGUUUUGUACAUGUGUCUGAGAGUUACUCUUUACACACACAAUGUAUUUCUUUUACAUCUAUACAGUGUACUUGUUAGUGAGUGUGUGUGUGUACAUUAUGUAACUAUACAUUAGGCUGAAGCACUGUAAAUCAAAGAGGGUUGGCUCAUAUCUUUGUCCUCUCUGGCGUCUGUUGAAAGAACAUAUGCUUUUCAAGUUCAAGAGUUGAGGUGCAUUGCAUGUCAUUCCAAACGGCGCAAAUGCUUAACAAAACAUUUAGGGAGCAAUGCUGGAUUUGCAGUGGAUUAGAAAAAUAGUCAUAAAUGUAAAGUGUUACACUGUUUGUCAAAGAAGCAAGCUGAAAAAAAUGUUCUGGGCUGUGUUUCAGACAUAUAUUUGGAAGUCGUACAUGUUUUUGUAGUCGUGUAACCAUCAGCAAGACAGUAAAAUUCUAGCCAGUAUUCAUAAUCACAAGUGGAAGUUGUAUGUAAUGUUGCUUGUUGCUCCCUUAACUAUGGAAGCUUGUUUCCACCCAAAAAAAGGUAAUUGCAACUUUUUCUCAUAAUUCAGAUAUUUUUUCUUGUCAUUCUUAGUUUAUAUCAUAAUUCUGCCUUUCUCCAGAUUCGGAGGGGAAAAAGUCAUAAUUGUGACGUGAAGUCAGAAUUUUAGAUGCUAACUCACAUUUCUAAGAUGAAAAUUCAGAAUUGUGAGAGAAACUGGCAAUUGCAAUGACAGUUGCAAAAAAAAAGAUUUGUGAGGGAGGAAAAGUUGUAUCCUUUUUUACAUUUUUAUUUUGCGACAAACAUUGUGAGUUGUAAACUCAGAAAUUAGAA
Messenger RNA from Sinocyclocheilus grahami, 1693 nucleotides. It is a transcript of the gene snx12, whose product is annotated as sorting nexin 12. Bases 232 to 720 code for a protein of 162 amino acids. Gene Ontology annotation, cellular component: early endosome membrane; retromer complex. The record is from RefSeq and is a predicted model, not a curated record. The transcript is spliced from 4 exons. Gene Ontology annotation, molecular function: phosphatidylinositol-3-phosphate binding. Lineage: Eukaryota; Metazoa; Chordata; Actinopteri; Cypriniformes; Cyprinidae. Gene Ontology annotation, biological process: endocytic recycling; late endosome to Golgi transport.